Messenger RNA from Astyanax mexicanus (Mexican tetra), 2744 nucleotides. RefSeq names its product tyrosine 3-monooxygenase/tryptophan 5-monooxygenase activation protein, theta polypeptide b (gene ywhaqb). Gene Ontology annotation, biological process: signal transduction. The record is from RefSeq and is a predicted model, not a curated record. The coding region runs from base 290 to 1027 and encodes 245 amino acids. The transcript is spliced from 6 exons. NCBI's taxonomy places the organism in Eukaryota, Metazoa, Chordata, Actinopteri, Characiformes, Acestrorhamphidae. Gene Ontology annotation, cellular component: cytoplasm.
UGGCUGGGAGGGUGUGCGCAGCGACGGCCUACAGCAACACUUUCGGUUGAUGGUGACUAAUGCAUUUUUUUCAUCAUCCAUCCGAGUGUAAAGAGGAUCAGUCCGGCGGAGCGGAUAUAUCACCCUCACUGCACAGCUUCUCUGAAGACCUAGGAGGAACCUGGUUCACUCCACUCAUUUGAUUAGCCAGCUAUCAAAUCUCUUAUCUUCUCCAAUCGCUUGGAAGGCUUUCGUGGCCCAUAGACUUUUGUUGCGACAAGCAAACAUAAAUUAAGAAAUCAAGAACAGAAUGGAUAGAACAGAGCUUAUUCAGAAGGCCAAGUUGGCAGAGCAAGCUGAGCGCUAUGAUGACAUGGCAGCUUCCAUGAAGGAGGUCACCGAGGCUGGAACCGAGCUGUCGAACGAGGAGAGGAACCUGCUGUCCGUCGCCUACAAGAACGUGGUGGGUGCCCGGAGAUCAGCCUGGAGGGUUAUAUCCAGCAUUGAGCAGAAGACCGAGGGGAACGACAAGAAGCUUCAGAUGGUGAAAGAGUACCGGGAGAAAGUGGAGUCUGAACUCAAAGAAAUCUGCAACGAUGUUCUGGAGCUGUUGAACAAAUAUUUAAUUGAAAAUUCCACAAAUCCUGAAAGCAAGGUUUUCUACCUGAAGAUGAAGGGAGACUACUACAGAUACCUUGCUGAAGUCGCCUCUGGAGACGAUAAGAAAGCCACCAUAGAGAAUUCUCAGGAUGCAUACCAAAAGGCGUUCGAUAUCAGCAAGACAGAGAUGCAGCCAACACACCCCAUUCGCCUGGGGCUGGCCCUGAACUUCUCCGUCUUCUUCUACGAGAUCCUGAACUCUCCAGAGAAGGCCUGCUCCCUUGCUAAGCAGGCGUUUGAUGAAGCCAUUGCUGAGCUCGAUACACUGAACGAAGAGUCUUACAAAGACAGCACCCUCAUCAUGCAGCUGCUAAGAGACAAUCUCACAUUAUGGACAUCGGACAACGCAGCGGAUGAGGGAGAGGGCGGCGACGGAGGAGAAAACUAAGGAGGAAAACUGAUGAGGAGGAAAAGAAAACCUUUUUACACAUCUCCAUUCCUUAUUACUCUACCUUAAUUCUUCUAGUAAAGGAAAAAAUAUUGUCAUUCGAGAGCUGUUUAUGAAAACACACACACACACACACACACACACACAAAAAAAAAAUCCAAUCAUUGAGUCUUUUCACAGUGCAGCUUUUGGAUGAGGAGAGAGAGAGAUAUUAAUGAUUAAUUGGGGCGAGAGACCUUCCAUUCCUUGGUUUGUGUUUGUCCUGGUCUUCUGUUGCGUGCCGUCUCUGCUGUAGAAAAGUAUGACUAGCUUUGUUUUAUACCAGCGUCUUAAAAAAAAUGAGUUAAAUAAAAAAGACAACAAAGAUUAAAGACUAAAGACAUGCAUUUCAUUAGAUUUGUGUUUUUUUUCUCUUCUCAGUUGGUAUGUUUAAGACUUGUUGCAGGGAUAUUUAAAACUUUAGAUAACGGUUCUCUCACACGCGUAUAUUGUUCUUAUAUAUCACCGUAUAUGUAUAUAUAUAUAUAUAUCUAUAUAUAUAUAUAUCAUGGUUGUCAACUGCUCAAGUCAGUUAUGUGCUAUGGGUAAUGCCACUGAAAUAAAUCCAUGAUGAUUCUCACUUCUUACUUCUAAUGAUAAAAAAAUAAAAAAGAACUCACAAGACUGCCACGUAAAGAAAACUGAAGAUACCAAUUUAAUCCAGUGCGAUUUUUACUUUAGGAGAGCGAUGUGUGUGUAGUUUGUGGAUGCCAUCAUAUGAUGCGUUUGCUUAGUGUUUUUGGUAAAAUAUUUACUCCGCGUUCUUUCUUUCCAUAAUGCCGUUAACACUUGUGUGGUCGCUUUCGCUUGUCGAUUUUCCACGGAGAGGAUUUGGAAGCACAGAUUUGGUUGUUAUGUUGUGAAUUGGAGUGAGGUUUAGGACUUUGUUAAAGUAGUAGGAGUGUUGAGGAUCUGUAGAACAGUUGUUUGUAGUGACACUGUUGUUACCAAUGACACUCCUGAUUAGUUUAUCACAAACUGGCGGCACCCGAGCCCUCGGUGUAUGCGUGUAUGGGAGUAAGGGUAUUUGGGUGUAUGUAUUCAGCAGGGCAUAAUUCCGCACAACAUUUAGAUUAGAACCCUCUUUCCUAGUUUGAACUUGCUUAUUUAGUGUACGUGAGCAUGUGUGACCUGUGACAUAUGUGACCUAUAUUAGUAUAUCUCUGCAGCGUUUCACUACUGAACAUGGCCAAAUCAACUGACGUCUCACUGUUUGGUGAUUUUUCCUUUUCCUUUAUUUUCCUUUAUUUUUGUUUGUUGCUUUUGAUGGCUGCUUUAAAAGCUCAAAGCUCACAUCCCACUGUGGUUAUGAUGAUGUGCAUUUCACCUAAAGCAUGAAUCGGAACGGGAGUGGAACGGCAGUUCGGCACUUAAGAGAAUUAGAGCUAAAUAAACGAUGGAAGCUGAAUUGGGUAUCGAUCCAUGCAUGUCUUUGUUUAUUAAGUACAAGAUGGAAUGGGAAUUGGCACACGUGCCAAGAUCAGGGUCCAGUUUAGAACUUUUCAUUGCAGAUUUGUGCACGUGUGAGGGUGCGUUGUUGUCCAGUGAGUGUUUGGAAUAGAUUUGGACCACUUAUUCUGUUUUGCUAAUCCUCAAUUGUAGUCUCCAAAAGCCUUGUGGACAUGUUUUACUCCCUGUGUAACACUUAUGUAACAUUAAUAAAAUUUUAUAAACCAAA